This is a messenger RNA of Nannospalax galili (Upper Galilee mountains blind mole rat), 4636 nucleotides long. RefSeq names its product fatty acid desaturase 3 (gene Fads3). Gene Ontology annotation, biological process: lipid metabolic process. The record is from RefSeq and is a predicted model, not a curated record. The transcript has 12 exons. Gene Ontology annotation, molecular function: oxidoreductase activity, acting on paired donors, with oxidation of a pair of donors resulting in the reduction of molecular oxygen to two molecules of water. Gene Ontology annotation, cellular component: membrane. NCBI's taxonomy places the organism in Eukaryota, Metazoa, Chordata, Mammalia, Rodentia, Spalacidae. Bases 209 to 1558 code for a protein of 449 amino acids.
CGCUGUCAGCGCGGUUAUAAGGGAGGGAAAAGUUCCCUGCGCCGAGAGCGGGGUAGGCGCACGCUCGUACGGCGGCCGCAGCGGCAGGGCGGGGCCGGCAGGGCGGACAGCGGCGCAGAAAGGCCCCCCAUCGCGACCUCGCCUCCCUCGGUGUCUCGCUUGGACCGCGGGUACAGCCCGGGGUCCCGAGGACUUUUGCGCAGCGGCCAUGGGCGGCGUCGGGGAGCCCGGCGGGGGGCCGGGGCCGCGGGAGGGGCCCGCACCGCUGGGGGCGCCGCUACCUAUCUUCCGCUGGGAGCAGAUCCGCCAGCACGACCUGCCGGGCGACAAGUGGCUGGUUAUAGAGCGCCGGGUCUACGACAUCAGCCGCUGGGCACAGCGGCACCCCGGGGGCAGCCGCCUCAUCGGCCACCACGGCGCGGAGGAUGCCACGGAUGCUUUCCAUGCCUUCCACCAGGAUCUCCAGUAUGUGCGCAAGUUCCUAAAGCCCCUGCUGAUUGGAGAGCUGGCCCCGGAGGAGCCCAGUCAGGACGGAGCUCAGAAUGCCCAGCUCAUCAAGGACUACCGAGCCCUGCGCCAGGCAGCUGAAGACAUGAAGCUGUUUGAAGCCGACCCCAUCUUCUUUGCACUCCUGCUGGGCCACAUCCUGGCCAUGGAAGUAUUGGCUUGGCUCAUCGUCUACCUCCUGGGCCCUGGCUGGGUGUCCAGCACCCUGGCUGCCCUCAUCCUGGCCAUCUCCCAGGCCCAGUGCUGGUGUCUGCAGCAUGACCUAGGUCAUGCCUCCAUCUUCACAAAGUCCCAGUGGAACCAUGUGGCCCAGCAGUUUGUGAUGGGGCAGUUGAAGGGCUUCUCUGCCCACUGGUGGAACUUCCGCCAUUUCCAGCACCACGCCAAGCCAAACAUCUUCCACAAGGACCCAGAUGUGACAGUGGCACCUGUCUUCCUCCUGGGGGAGUCAUCUGUGGAGUACGGCAAGAAGAAACGCAGAUAUCUGCCCUACAACCACCAGCACCUGUACUUCUUCCUGAUUGGCCCACCGCUGCUUACCUUGGUGAACUUUGAAGUGGAGAAUCUGGCAUACAUGCUGGUGUGCAUGCAGUGGACGGACUUGCUCUGGGCUGCCAGCUUCUACUCCCGCUUCUUCUUGUCCUACGUUCCCUUCUAUGGUGCCACUGGGGCGCUGUUCCUCUUUGUUGCUGUCAGGGUCUUGGAGAGCCACUGGUUCGUGUGGAUCACACAGAUGAACCACAUCCCCAAGGAGAUUGGCCAUGAGAAACACCGGGACUGGGCCAGCUCUCAGCUGGCAGCCACCUGCAACGUGGAGCCUUCGCUCUUCAUUGACUGGUUCAGUGGGCACCUCAACUUCCAGAUUGAGCACCACCUCUUUCCCACGAUGCCGAGGCACAAUUACCGCAAGGUGGCCCCUCUGGUCAAGGCGUUCUGUGCCAAGCACGGUCUACACUACGAGGUGAAGCCCUUCCUCACAGCCCUGGUGGAUAUCAUCGGGUCCUUGAAGAAGUCUGGUGACAUCUGGCUGGAUGCAUACCUCCACCAAUGAAGACAGCGCCUUGGAGGGUGAUGAAGGGGGUGAGGAUCCAGACUCCAGCAAACACCAAGUCAUCCAGCAGGAUCAACAGACCCCCUCAUCCCCUGCGGGGGCACCCUGCCUGCCUGCCUGGUCCUGCAUUGUCUGUUCAGGAGCCCUAUGGCUGUGGCUUGUGCCCAACAGGACCAGGGGUGAAGGGAACAUACUUAAAGCUACACGGUGAGCAUAGCAUGUUUUCCCAGAACAAGAAUUGGAGGAAAACUGUUAUUUUUUAUAUAAAACCAACUCAGACACAUAGAGCCAAGUGUUGCAUUUACAUAGAUCUGCUUUGGCCAUCAGUGGGAUGAGCAUUCCCCUCCUCCCGGCGAGCUCUGGUCAAUGAAGGUGACAGCUGCUCUAGCUUGAAUCCACCUGAGGGCUUGGUCCCUCCCUUCCUGCUCAUACGCCCCUGGGAUGAGUCAUACAUUCAACAGCCCAGGGCUGAGGGUCACAUCUGUAGGAGCCUCUGGGCUAUGGGAUGGUAAAGCCUGUAUGUCUAUACUGGCCUCCUAUAGCCCAGUAGUGGCCAUCUACAGAGUCGGACACAUUGGACACAGCAUGGACAGUGGCAGUGAAGCCAGCAGCUAUCCAUCAGGUCCACCUGGGGCCAGGUGCUUGUCUCCAGUUGUCACCCUGAAUAGGCAGGGGCCGAGGUAUGGCCAUUUUGUCCCCAGGUUUUUGGACUCUGAAGACUGGUCCUUGGGCAGGCCUGGCCCCUUACUUAGCCUCAGGCUCCUUGUUUGGUCAGUGGGUGCAGUAGACAGUGCCUAUGAACUUUUGGACAGUUCUAGCAGAGGUUUUCUUUGUUUUAUAUUGGUUUGCAUUUUCACAGUGCUAGAGAUAGAACCUACCCCCAUUGCUAAGCACAUACUCUGUCAUUGGGCUAAACAACCCUAAUUGGGGAAGGCCUUUUUAAUUUCAGCACUACAGAUCAAACUCAGGCCCUACCCAUACUAGGUAAGUACUUUACCACUGACCUACACCCCAGGGUUGGUGAGGAAAAAGGAGAGGUAAGCUGUGGACCCCUCCACUCCUAGCACAGACCCUCUAUGCCCCAGGAUGAGCUGGAGACCUCAUUUGAAGAGGUACUGGAGGCUUUAAGCAACAACACCACCAACUAAAAUGCUGAGCUAGGAUCUCUCUGAGGGAACUGAGGUCACCCCACCAGCUGUGGGCUUUUUUCUCACUCUUUGCCAAGGCUCCUAUUGGUCUAGAGUGUCUCAUUGAGACAUGGGAAGGGGACAGAUAUUGCAGUUCUGGUUAUACCCUGCUCUGCUCCAUGGGGUUGAACUAAGGGGAGAGGCCUUCACUGCAUCUUCAACUGUUCAAGACCCAAUGCCUCCUAAUGUUGAUGGAGACCAUGAUAGUGCUUGAUUACUCUUUUCUUGGGGUUCACCUUCUGGGAUGCCCUUCUAAUCCACAGGGUUCCUCCCCUGGACAGCUCAGCACAUUCCCAGUGACUAGUCUGGCCUAAGAGGCCUUACUUAGCCUGCUUUGAGAAGGUGAUGGGCAGACUGGGUAUGGUACCCUUCCCUCACCCUGGAUUAAGAGAGUACAGGAUGGCCCUACUGCACUCACAUCACCUCCUGGGCCUAGGGCAGGCAAAGAACCUCCUGGGUAUAGCUGAGGAAGCAGAGGCUGGUGGGCCUUCAGCUGCUGGACACUCAACCCUGAACCACUCCACUCCAUGUUGCGUCUACCCUUUACUCUGGGGUCAGGUGAACCUGGGGGAGGGGGCGCUAAGUCCUGCCUCUGCCAGGACUCAAGGCUACUUGACCUCAGGGAAACAAAGUCAAAGUACCAUGUGAUGGGGAAUAAAAGGGAUGUCACAGGAAGACACUUAGCAAAGGGCCCAGCAACUUGGCUCAGAAGUGUAUUCACAAAGGCCAGCCACAGUGGCACAUGCCUUUAAUCCCAGAGGCAGGCAGUGCUCUGUGAGUGUGAAGCCAGCCUGGUCUACGUAAUGAGUUCUAAGACGGCCAGGGCUACCUUGUCUCAGGAAGAAAAACAAAAAAACAUAUUUACAAAUCUUAUAUACAUGAUCCCUUGCCCUGGGCUUACACUCUGUGCCCCAAGAUAAGCCCUUAGCCUUCUCUUUUCCUCCUUCAGGUAAGACUGGAUGUCUUUUGAAAGGUACAUCUGUAAUCCCAGCUAUAGGAGGAUCACAAAUUCAAAGACAGCUAAGGCAUCUUAAUGAGAUCCUGUCUCAAAACUAUAUUUUUAAGGGGCUGGGGAUGUAGCUCAGUUGCAGAGUGUUUGUUUAAUAUGUACAGAUUGUGGGUUCCAGCCCUAGCACUAAAAAGAAAAAAAAAAAAGAGAGAAAAACUGCUUCAAAAGCAAAUUUCUUAUGCAGAGUAUGUUUCACAUUCAAUGUCUCUGUACAGGUUGUUCCCACUGCAAGGGGUCUCCCUCCUGUUCAAAUUUUAAUCUUGGUUUGGUGCCAUAUGGAUAUAGCCAAGCCAGGGAGGGUUGUGAAGGGUAUUCCCUCCACCCACUGCCUGGCAGUGCCAUCUCCACUCUUGACAGAUGGUCAGCAGAGUUCUGUUGGUGUCUGACACACUUGGGACAUGUUCAUUCAGCACUCUGGGAGACUAUGUGCUCUGCCCAGUGGGAUCACUGGGCCUAUAGCACCACCCAUGGGCGUCUACACCACUGUACUCCAUGCUGGCCCUAGUGGUAGCCCAGGAAAGUGCACUCUUUGCAAAUUCUUAGUUCCCCAGUAACUUGGUAAAAGUCCCCUGGGUAGACCCCUACCCUCAGGUCUCUUCUCCCUUCUGCCUAGAACCAAUUACUGGCAGGUCAUCUUUGUCCCUUGUAACCCUUUGUCAUCUAUACUAGAGCAUCUCACAGUGGGUCACCUACACUCCCCUGAGCCCCACUUCCCUGCCUAUAGAUUUCUUAUUUUGUCAUAGCAAAGACAGAGAGAUCACAGACUUGCUUGUAAAAGGGACAGGAAAAGGCCUUGGUGGUGCCUCUAAGAGACCUCAUUGUCCCUGUUUUUAUUGUCUGUACAACAGCCCUGGGUCCAGAAAUAAAGCCUGAGGGAAGCCA